Drosophila erecta is the source of this 2204-nucleotide messenger RNA. RefSeq names its product SEC14-like protein 2. The coding region runs from base 584 to 1807 and encodes 407 amino acids. The record is from RefSeq and is a predicted model, not a curated record. The transcript is spliced from 6 exons. NCBI's taxonomy places the organism in Eukaryota, Metazoa, Arthropoda, Insecta, Diptera, Drosophilidae. Gene Ontology annotation, cellular component: cytoplasm.
GCGUCAGUUGCUCGCCACCCUCGGAACGGAACGGAUCGGAAACUCGUGGAAUAGAGGCGAAGAUAUACUGCACCUCACCUCGGCGCUUUAUCACUAACGAAAGCAAAACAUUCUGAAUGCAAACACGGCUGCGAGUACGGACUUCAGUUAUUUUGUUUAACCAAUUGCGUGCGACACUCGCCUUGGGCCAAGUUUGAGGUAUUUUCCAAGUUGGCAUUAUUGUAAUUAGCCUGUCCGUGGAGACUACGAAACGAGACGAACAAAAAUAAAACGCAGAAUAAUUGCGCUGGAAAUAAUGUGCGCGGCUAAAAGCGCUAACGUAACGGCUAAAUAAUAGUAGAAAGUUUUUAUUGUUAUCUCUUCUUCUGAGCCGCAGCUGCCAAAAACCGAACAACCAUAGCAAGAGCUUUAUAAUUUUGCGUGUGAACAGAAAAGAAAAGAAAUCCGCAUUCGGUCCCAUAUCAUCGACUUAAUGUGAUUGUGUGUGCCCGGCUUACAAAAUUGCCAACGUUCAGACGCCGCUCGGUCAAUAAAGCCAAAUAUCUAAUAUACGCCAUAGUCAAGAUACAAACAAACCAAAAACAUGUCAGGUCCACUGCCCGAAAUCAGCGAAGAACAACGCGCCAUAUUGGAGAAGUUUCGCAAGCAAAUGGAUGAUGCUUUGGUUGGAACCCACGACGACUACUUCUUGGUGCGCUGGCUGAGAGCUCGCAAAUGGAAUCUGGAAGCCGCGGAGAAAAUGCUGAGAGCUAGUUUGAAAACCCGCGCCAUGUGGAAUGUGGACAACAUCGAAAAGUGGGAUCCACCGAAGGCACUGCAGGAGUAUCUGCCCUACGGCCUCAUGGGCUACGACAACGAAGGAUCUCCGGUGCUGGUCUGCCCCUUCGCCAACUUCGACAUGUGGGGCAUGAUGCACUGCGUCACGCGCUUUGAGUUCCAGAAGUACCUGGUCCUGCUGCUCGAGCGCUUCAUGAAGAUCGCCUACGACCAGAGCCAAAAGCACGGAUGGCGGGCCCGCCAGCUGGUCGUAUUUUUCGACAUGCAGGACGUGAACCUGAAGCAGUACGCCUGGCGACCGGCUGCCGAAUGUGUGAUCUCCACGGUGAAGCAGUACGAGGCCAACUUCCCGGAGCUGCUCAAGAUGUGCUACAUAAUCAACGCGCCCAAGCUCUUCUCGGUGGCGUUCAACAUUGUGAAGAAAUUCCUCGACGAGAACACCACCAGCAAGAUCGUGAUCUACAAAUCCGGAGUGGACCGCUGGCAGGAGCAGCUCUUCUCCCAUGUGAACCGAAAGGCGUUCCCGAAGGCUUGGGGCGGCGAGAUGGUGGACAGGAACGGAGAUCCCCAGUGCAAGGCACUGAUGGUCUGGGGAGGCAAGCUGCCGGAGGAGCUUUACAUUGAUCAGAGCAGCCAGCAGAGCGACCGAGACUUUGUGGAGGCCCAGGUUCCCAAGGGCGACAAGUUGAAGCUGCACUUCAAGGUCAACGUUGAGGAGCAGAAGAUCCUCUCCUGGGAGUUCCGCACCUUCGACUACGACAUCAAAUUCGGCAUCUACAGCGUGGACGACAAGACGGGCGAGAAGCGCAGCGAGGUGCCCCUGGGUACAGUGUACUCCAACGAGAUGGACGAGAUUGGCUACAUCUCCACGCGACCCAACACCACUUACACGGUGGUUUUCGACAACUCCGCCAGCUACCUGCGCAGCAAGAAGCUCCGCUACUGGGUGGACCUCAUCUCUGAGGAGGAGGAGGGCAUAUCCGAGCUGACCACCCAGAUGGACAACACGCAGAUUGCGAAUCAGCAGUGAACGGGAACGACUCCCCGCGCGAUCAGCAACCAAGCCAAAAACCAACGGGAGUAGAUAGAUUAUUAGAUAGACGACAACACAAACUAACCUCGGUGCAAUAGUCACAAAGCAUUUGGCCAGAUCUCCGCUGCCAUCUGCUCCUUCGGAGUCCGCAUGGCAGCAACUCUGGCGCAUCUGCAAUCGAACUAUGUGAUAGAAACAAAUUAGCAAAGGAAAACAGAACAGAAGUAUGACUCACAGCUACAUGUAUAGAUAAUCGAUAAUCUUUUUAUUACAUACCUAGCCGCACUGUUUAGUUAACAAUUUAUUAUCUUGGAUGUGUAAUUUGUUUUCAUGCCCAAUAUUUCAGGGAGUACAGCACAAUAAAAUGUAUAUAGCACCUGAUCCCCAAAUGAGA